This is a messenger RNA of Cricetulus griseus (Chinese hamster), 6236 nucleotides long. Lineage: Eukaryota; Metazoa; Chordata; Mammalia; Rodentia; Cricetidae. The record is from RefSeq and is a predicted model, not a curated record.
CUUUGUAUCCUCAGUGUGUGGCACAAUUCCUGAUACACAAGUCAAGGUGAAUUUUGGGACAUGGCCACUGCUUCACCAAGGUCUGAUACUAGUGAUAACCACAGUGAAAGGUUACAGCUAAAGGUAACUGUUUCUAGUGCCAAACUAAAAAGAAAAAAAAACUGGUUUGGAACAGCAAUAUAUACUGAAGUCGUUGUAGAUGGAGAAAUUAAGAAAACAGCAAAAUCCAGUAGUUCUUCUAAUCCAAAAUGGGAUGAGCAGCUGACUGUAAAUGUGACCCCACAGACCACCUUGGAGUUUCGAGUUUGGAGUCACCAUACUUUAAAAGCAGAUGCUCUGUUAGGGAGAGCAACAGUGGACUUGAAACAAGUGCUAAUAACACACAACAGGAAAUUAGAAAAAGUGAAAGAAAUAUUAAAACUUUCCUUGGAAAACAAGAAUGGCAUAAUGCAAACUGGUGAAUUGACAGUUGUGCUUGAUGGAUUAGUGAUUGAGCAAGAAAAUCUAACAAACCACAACUCUUCUACACCCAUAGAAAUACAGCAGAAUGGUGAUGCCUUACAUGAAGAUGGAGACCCUUCAAUACAGACAGCUGCCAGGUUGACUGUUGAAAGUACUAUUGGAGUAGAUAAUCAUGUACCAACAAAUACUGUUGUUUCCAACUCAUGCUGUUCACAUGUAGUUAAUGGAGAAAACACACCUUCAUCCCCGUCUCAGGUUGCUGCCAGACCCAAAAAUACUCCAGCUCCAAAACCACUCUCAUCUGAGCCCGCCAGUGACACAGUUAAUGGAGAAUCAUCUUCAUCUGUCCUAGCUGAUAAUUCUUCCACCAUGGGUACUCCACUACCAUCUGAAGAAACCACCUCUACUUCCAAUUGCACUAGCACCACCACCCAAGAGCCUCCUGUCCAAGAACCCCAGGCAUCCUCAGAACACAGUGAAUGUAUUCCUUCUACCAGUGCCGAAGUGGGACCAGAAGCUCAGAGCCUCAUAGACCCUGACUCUGAUUCCAGAAACAAUUCUGGUUUUGACAAAGUAAGGCAGCCAGAAGGGUUUUCAGAACCUCUGCGGCCACGGUCUAGAAAUGCCAACACAGAAUCUUUGCCCUCAGGAUGGGAACAGAGAAAAGAUCCUCAUGGUAGAACCUAUUAUGUGGAUCAUAAUACUCGAACUACCACAUGGGAGAGACCACAGCCUUUGCCUCCAGGAUGGGAAAGAAGAGUUGAUGAUCGUGGAAGAGUUUAUUAUGUGGAUCAUAACACCAGAACAACCACAUGGCAGCGGCCUACCAUGGAAUCUGUUCGAAAUUUUGAACAGUGGCAAUCUCAGCGGAAUCAAUUGCAGGGAGCUAUGCAACAAUUCAACCAACGAUACCUCUAUUCGGCUUCAAUGUUAGCUGCAGAAAAUGAUCCAUAUGGACCUUUACCACCAGGAUGGGAAAAAAGAGUGGAUUCAACAGACAGAGUUUACUUUGUGAAUCAUAAUACAAAAACAACCCAAUGGGAAGACCCCAGAACUCAAGGCUUACCAAAUGAAGAACCCCUGCCAGAAGGCUGGGAAAUCAGGUAUACUCGGGAAGGUGUUAGGUACUUUGUUGAUCAUAACACAAGAACAACAACAUUCAAAGAUCCUCGCAAUGGGAAGUCAUCUGUAACUAAAGGUGGUCCACAGAUUGCUUACGAACGCAGCUUCAGGUGGAAGCUUGCUCACUUCCGUUACUUGUGCCAGUCUAAUGCACUACCCAGUCAUGUAAAGAUCAAUGUGUCCCGACAGACUUUAUUUGAAGAUUCCUUCCAACAGAUCAUGGCAUUAAAACCAUAUGACUUAAGGAGGCGAUUAUAUGUAAUAUUUAGAGGAGAAGAAGGCCUUGAUUAUGGUGGCCUUGCAAGAGAAUGGUUUUUCUUGCUUUCCCAUGAAGUAUUGAACCCAAUGUAUUGCUUAUUUGAGUAUGCAGGCAAGAAUAACUAUUGUUUACAGAUAAAUCCAGCAUCAACCAUAAAUCCUGAUCAUCUUUCAUACUUCUGUUUUAUUGGUCGCUUUAUUGCAAUGGCACUAUUCCAUGGAAAGUUUAUUGACACUGGCUUCUCUUUACCAUUCUACAAGCGUAUGCUAAGUAAAAAACUUACUAUUAAGGAUUUGGAAUCUAUUGACACUGAAUUUUAUAACUCCCUUAUCUGGAUAAGAGACAACAACAUUGAAGAAUGUGGCUUAGAAAUGUAUUUUUCUGUUGACAUGGAGAUUCUAGGAAAAGUUACUUCACAUGAUCUGAAAUUGGGAGGUUCCAAUAUCCUGGUGACUGAAGAAAACAAGGAUGAAUAUAUUGGCUUAAUGACAGAAUGGCGUUUUUCUCGAGGAGUACAAGAACAGACCAAAGCUUUCCUUGAUGGGUUUAAUGAAGUUGUUCCCCUUCAGUGGCUACAAUACUUUGAUGAAAAAGAAUUGGAGGUUAUGCUGUGUGGCAUGCAAGAGGUUGACUUGGCAGACUGGCAGAGAAAUACUGUUUACCGACAUUAUACAAGAAACAGCAAGCAAAUUAUUUGGUUUUGGCAGUUUUAAUCGCUUGGAUCUACCACCAUAUAAGAGUUAUGAACAACUAAAGGAAAAACUUCUUUUUGCAAUAGAAGAGACAGAGGGAUUUGGACAAGAAUGAAUGUGGCUUCUUGUCUUGGAGGAGCUCUUGCAUUUGGAUAACACAGCCAAGAAAAAUUGCACAGAUAGUGUAUAUAAGCUGUUCAUUCUGUACAGAUAAUUUUCUGAUUCUCUCAAAGUAUAAAUGGUUUCCGUUCUUCCACAGAAAUAUGCAAAACAUUUCAUCAUUUUCUACUUUAUUUAUUGUUCCCUUGAAAUGACUGACCAGGAAAAAAGAUCAUCCUCAAAUUUUGAAGCAAGCAAGAGAAUUUAUUAAGAAGUAUAUAUCUAUAUAGGCAUAUGACAGUGGCUCUAGUUUUAUAGAGCGCCAAGUGUAUUAGACAUGGCAGCCAUUCAUUCACAAAGCUCUGGAUUUGCUUUGCCUUGUUCCUGUUGUCCAGGGGAAAGUGCAAAUGUUCCAUUUCUUCUCCCUAGGUGAUAUCUGAUUGUUUUUAGUUGCAUGGCUGUUCAGGAAGGUAUUUAGGGCUUAGGCCAACUCUUACUUUAAGUGUAUUUUUAAAAUGCUGCUGGCUUUUCUGAAAACAAGUACUUCAACUUAGAGUUCUAAAUGAAUAGAUAAAAAAAUUUCCCAUCAUUGUUAUAUCAAUAAAUACGAAAGUCAUGUAGGAGAUCCAGUAGUGUCUAGGAGCAGCUGGAAUUGAUUUGCUGAGAAGCAGAGGUCUAUUUACAUGUUACUUUACGAUGCUGGGUAUUUGUGGAAUUUCAAAGAAUCAGGCAUUUCUGUACUUAACCUUUUUAAAACUUGUAAUGUUCUUCAAGUUUAAUUAAUAAUUGAUAGUUUAAUACUUAGGGGUAUAAUAAAGGGUACUGAACUUUGAUGCUUUUGUGCUCAAGGUUUAGUUUUAUGAAAUUAGAAAUGUAAUUAAACUAAAUGGAUUGAAAAGUUGCGUUAAGUAUUUGAACACUCACACUAAGAACUUUCUGUUAGUGUUUGAAUAUCCCCCUUCCUUUAAAAUUCAUGAAAAUUGUUUCUAAAUUUAGUAAGUACAUAAAAAAUCCUUGUGCCCCUAUUUUAUAUAGUUCAACUUUUCUCCAAAUAACACUGAUUUUCAUUAUAAGGGCAUUCAUGGUGUAUGAAAAAAUUAAAAUCUAAUGUGAAUGAUAUUGCUACUUUUAGCAAACUGGGCUUCCUAAUUAAUAAAAAAAUUAUUUUCCAUUUUUAUCCUUUCAAUAUGCACUGCGAAGUUCAUAUACUUAAAAUUUUAUAACUAUGAAAUUCACUUAGAAUUACAACUUCUAUUCACUAGUUUAGUUUUGCCAAGAUUUUAUUUUUCUACAUAUUUAGAUUAUGUUCUUCAGUUUUAUUCAAAAAACAAUAAAAGCAGUAAUUUACUUAGUUGGGUAAACUACAGAAAAUCUGGUUAUUUUCAGGCUUAAAGAUUUUUUGUUUUAUUCCUAAUAUAUGGCAAGUUAUAUAGUAGAAGAUGGCCAGUCUUCAAAAGUACUGCAUAAAUUAUUCUGUAAAAUAAUAAACUUGCUAUGACCCAAAGUAUUGGCUUUCAUUCAGUGGAGAUAUUUGAGACAUCAUUUUGUGGAUAUGAUUCAAGGUGCUGUCAGGUAGGAUUUCAGGGAGCUGGUCCUUUUUGUUACAUCACACAGCCUACAAAAACAAACCAGUUUUCUGGGGAAAACUAGUUUGCAGACCUCAUCAGGCUCUUCUAUCUUUCAUAGCCAGUUAUAUUUGUAAGACAUACAGGCUUGCCUUAUCUUCUCAGUAGUGAACAUAAAAGUCAGAAAUGUGUUCUCCUCCUGCCUUCUUCUAUCCUUCCCAUCCCUAUUCUGAACUGGACCCAUGACACAGUCAUGAGAAAAUGGGAGAUGAGGGAAACUUAGUGACAGGUUAAUGAUACUUUUUAAUAGUGACAGUUCCCAACAUCACCAAGCAAUUGAGCCUAGGGAAUGGCUUAAAACAAUUUUAUCAAUCAGCUCAGCCAUCUAUCUUUGCGGAAACAAAUUACUAUUUGUUUUUUUUUUAUCAUUUUUUCUAUACUUCCUAAGCAGUUGAAAAUGAAAAUGUAACUGUUUCCCCAGCUGACUUCAAUUAUCUGCCUAGUUCUCCAAAAAAAACUAAAUAAGGUGUUGUAUAUCUAUCAUUUCAUUGCAGACGACCUUGCUAAUGCAUGGGGUUGAAAAAGACCCUAAUUAGUAAGCUGCUUCUGAACUGAAAAAGCACAUGUUAUCAGGGAACAAUAACUGGGGUUUCCCUGAAUCUGAAAACUCUUUCAGUCAUAUGCACUGAGCUAUCACUUUAGGAGACUCUGGUUCUUGGAGAACCAUGUAGAUACUCCUGCUACAUUAAUGCUACAUGUUCAUUUUCUGAAAUGAGGCCUAACCUUAUCCUGUGGCUAGUCAUGUUCCCUACACUACAGUAUUCUGAGUAAACUGAAACAAAUGCAGAUUGUAGGCUUCUUGAGUUUUAACAUUUAAUUAAACAUUAACAUGAUCUAGUAAACACUGAAAAAGCAAAACAAAACAGUUGUUGGAACAGGAAAUAAAAGUUCUAAUAUAACAUGCCCUACUUCUUAAUCUGUCAAACAUAGAAAUCAAGUUUCACAUCAACUGGGAAUUUGACAUAAGUCUAAAAGUACUAUUUUCUAAAUUCUUAAAAGCUCUACUCCAAAAUUCAACCAAGGAGAAUGCAAUUGAAAUGAUGAUAGCAUUUUUUUUAAGUACUAAUUCUAUGCCUUUCCCAUGAACUAUUCUCUUGGUCCUUGUUAAGGAUGAGACAAAUCUGACAAGCUAUGUUGUACCAUCCAUUGCUUGUUGAUGAUCUACACUGGGAAUAUUUUGUCAUCAAGAAGUGACAAGUUCACUACCAAUAUGAGGGAAAAGAAGACAACCAAAUAACCAGCUUUCCCCUGCUGUGCUCAGAGGCCUAGGUUCCCCUAUUCACUGCACUACCAAUAAACAAAUCCAAAUUCAGGUUUCAUACAAUCCUAAAGGUAGAAGACACACUUAAGGAGAGGGAAAUCACCCAUUGCCUGUAUCUGUAAUAUGUUUAGUAUAUAGAAUACAACAAACUCUGUAUGGGGAAAUUAGCUUUUUCAAAUAAAAUGAGGACUGGAAUGCACACAAAAACAGAGAUAGGAAUUUUACAAGAAGGUGAAAUAAUGGCAUUAAAGGGAGCAUGUGCUGGCUGAGUAGUGGUCUCAUCCUUGGGCACACAUCAAGAACCAAGGUGAUACCUUAUGAAUAAGGCUCUUGGAAGUGAAAACAAGGACUUAGAAAAUACACAGAAUUUGUGUCCUGGUCAUUUUUCCCAUGAAGGAAAAUAAGUAUACAUAAAACUUAGGUCAUAUUUACAAUUAGCAUAUAUUCACUAUACAAAAUAAUGGGUUUCACUGUGAUAUUUUCACAUGUGCUCUGACAUGUCCAGCCCACCAUAAUCUCCUUCCUCUUCCCAAGUAAUCUGCCUUCUACUUUCAUGUCAUUUGUUUGUUUGUUUGUUUGUUUAAUUUGGAUCCACAUGCAGUAUCCAUGUGAGCUUCUAUAGGCUUUACAAGAUCAUCUUCAGUUCCAUCCUUUUGGCAGCAAAUGAGGUAAUUUCACUUUUUAUGGCUGAAUAAAAACUGGUUUGUUAAUAUGUA